AUGACUGCCCCGGAGCAGCCCGCUGGGAGACCAGAGUCACCAUCCCAGUCUCCCAGCGAGCCCGUGACCCAGGAGCCUUCCACCACCCAUGUUGAGCCCAAGGCAGCCGAUGCCGCUCCGCCUGCAGACGAUUCCAUAGCCAAGGAUGCACCGUCAGCCUCGCAUACACCCAAGGUGGCCGAGAAACAACUCUCACCGACCGAAUAUACGCCUUCCGACACCGCACACGUGGCCGAGCCUACAUCCGAAACGCCAGCCCCGACUACACCGCCUGCGCAGACAGGCUCGAAAAUGUCACAGCAGCUUGCCGCCGCCGCCGCUACCGUUACGAAGCAAAGAGAUGAUGUCACUGCCGACGCACGCGAGGACGGCGACAGCAUGUCUGCGUCAGCCAUCACCAUCAGGCCGGCCAAAAGCCACGAUGCCGAUGCUUCCUCCCAGUACCUUGCCCCAGAGCCUUCGAGCUAUGUCGACCCUACGCCGGCCACGCCCAUGACCUCCCAACCGACAUCGCGGUCGCCCUCCAAUGCCGCAAGGUCCCAUCGCUCCGCAUCUGCCUCGCCAAGCCAGCCAGGCGCUGACGGCGAAGACAAGAGGUAUUCCAGCGAGGAGGAGCAUGACGGCGGGUCCCGAUCUGAGAUUCAGAGCAUCAUGGAACAGUUCAGCGAGCAUGGAGGCGGGCCCGACGCCGACGAGGUCAUGAGCCCGAGACUCGAGAUUACCUCGCCCAUGUUUGGGGGUCCUGCGCAGCACCCACCGAGAAAGUCGAGCCUCGAGCCGCUUUCCACCAAAAUUACGACGCCCCAGAUACCGGACUCGGAUGCGCCGGGCGCUACCAUAUCGGCGUCGACCAAGGACCAAGAGGCUGUCGACGAGCAAGGCCCGCCAGUACCUCCAAAAGACGGAUCGUUUGGCACGCCGCCGAGGAAAAAGGAAGCCCGGGGUUCGACCAGCCUUACUUCGCCAACAUCCCCGCAGUUGUCCAUGCACCGCCCGCCCCCUCCCGAGCCCGAACCCGAACCAGCGCUGCCGUUUGACUUUUACAGGUUCCUCGAGCAGCUACGCAACAAAAGGGCCGAUCCCGUCGCACGCUAUCUCAAGUCCUUCUUGAACGAAUUCUCCAAACGCCAGUGGAUGGUCCACGAGCAGGUGAAAAUCAUUAGCGACUUUUUGGCCUUUAUCGCCAACAAGAUGAUGCUCUGCGAGGUCUGGCGCGACGUCUCGGACGCAGAGUUUGACAAUGCGCGCGAGGGCAUGGAGAAGCUCGUCAUGAACCGGCUGUACUCGCAAACCUUUUCGCCCGCCAUCCCGCCACCCAAGCCCGUGCCUGGCGCGCGGCCCAAGAAGCGCGGCGGCGAGGUGCCGCUCGGGUCGGGUCGGCGUGGCCAGCACCAAGAGGACGUGGAGCGGGACGACAUUGUCUCGCAAAAGAUUAAUAUUUACGGCUGGAUUAAGCCCGAGCACCUGGACAUCCCCGCCAUUGAAGAGAGUGGACGAAAGUUCCUAAAGUUGGCGCAGCAAGGCCUUCUGAAACAUAACAAAUCCGACUCAUCGGCAGACUCGUUCAUGCCUCUACUUAUAUAUGUCGUUCUACAAUCGAACCCCGAACAUUUAGUAUCUAAUGUACAAUACAUUUUGCGAUUCCGCAACCAAGAUCGCCUCGGUGGCGAGGCUGGUUACUACCUAUCAUCUUUGAUGGGCGCGGUACAGUUUGUUGAAAACAUGGACCGCACCUCACUCACCAUUAGCGACGAUGAAUUCGAACAGAGCGUUGAGGCUGCCGUCUCCGCCAUUGCCGAGCGCAACCAGGCGCUCUCUCCCACCAUCCGGCAGCAGGCCACCUUCUCCGUGAAGCCGGGCUGGAGCGACGGCGCUGUCGACGGCGCUGUCGGUGGCGCCAGCGCCUCCUCUCCGCCGUCAAGUACGAGGCCCAGCUACGACGGCGAGGCGGAGUCGAGCGAAGGCGCAGCCAUCUCCGGCCUACUACGCACCUUUCAGCGGCCGCUGACCACCAUUGGCCGGAUGUUCUCCGACGAGCCCGCCACGUCGGUCCCCUCGUCCUCCUCGCGCCCCCAUCAUCACCCGCCGCCGCGGUCCUCGCAAGACGGCGGCUCGCUGCCUCGACCCAGCACGGAGGAACCCCCCGUCCGCCCGUCCGUCCGUCCGCAGACCCAGAAGCAGCUGGCGCCGCCGGCGCACACCCUCUCGGCGGAGGAGGCCGCCGCGCGCCAGGCGAGCGCCGAGACGGCCGAGGCGCAGCGCCUACAGCGCGCCGAGCACGCCAACGUCGUUGAGACUCUAGCCGGGAUGUUCCCCGACCUGGAUAAGGACGUCAUCAGCGAUGUCGUGUACGAGAAGGAGGGAAGAGUCGGCUUGGCGGUUGACGCAUGUCUGGCCUUAUCCAGCUAG
Messenger RNA from Cordyceps fumosorosea ARSEF 2679, 2409 nucleotides. Its product is annotated as guanine nucleotide exchange factor Vps9. Gene Ontology annotation, biological process: vesicle-mediated transport. The record is from RefSeq and is a predicted model, not a curated record. Gene Ontology annotation, cellular component: cytosol; endocytic vesicle. Gene Ontology annotation, molecular function: ubiquitin binding; small GTPase binding; guanyl-nucleotide exchange factor activity. NCBI's taxonomy places the organism in Eukaryota, Fungi, Ascomycota, Sordariomycetes, Hypocreales, Cordycipitaceae. The transcript is spliced from 4 exons. The coding region runs from base 1 to 2409 and encodes 802 amino acids.